Messenger RNA from Staurois parvus, 258 nucleotides. Lineage: Eukaryota; Metazoa; Chordata; Amphibia; Anura; Ranidae. The record is from the annotation of a GenBank genome assembly.
GGGGCCCCCGUGUCCUUGCCCAAACUCAAAAAAGCCUAUGAAAAAGGUACUAGGGGCAUCUCAUGGGGCCCCCUACUGACCCCGGGCCCUCCGGCAGGGAUCAUGGGGCCCCUGUGUCCUUGCCCAAACUCAAAAAAGUCUAUGAAAAGGUAUCAGGGGCAUCUCAUGGGGCCCCCUACUGACCCCGGGCCCUCAGGCAGUGCCCGAGUUUCCCAAUGGUCAGUCCACCCCUGGCUGGGACUGCACUAGGCAAUGCUG